Molecule: messenger RNA, 192 nt
Organism: Botrytis porri
Lineage: Eukaryota; Fungi; Ascomycota; Leotiomycetes; Helotiales; Sclerotiniaceae
Exons: 1
Coding region: 1-192 (63 amino acids)
Source: RefSeq, a predicted model, not a curated record
AUGACUAUUCUAGUCACAGACGACAGAAUGCCCGCGCGCAACCACCUUCCACUUCCCCAUUCAUUAUCAUCGGCUCUACCGAGUUACCCCUUCAUCUUCACCUCGUCGAAACCCGAACAGGAUCACGAUGUAGCUCUUACUGCUCCUCUUCAACGUACAAACGGAUUACUAGAAGGUAAAAUGCAUGAUUAA